Messenger RNA from Aspergillus aculeatinus CBS 121060, 1842 nucleotides. Its product is annotated as zinc finger CCCH domain-containing protein. The record is from RefSeq and is a predicted model, not a curated record. The transcript is spliced from 5 exons. The coding region runs from base 337 to 1632 and encodes 431 amino acids. Gene Ontology annotation, molecular function: metal ion binding. Lineage: Eukaryota; Fungi; Ascomycota; Eurotiomycetes; Eurotiales; Aspergillaceae.
CCUACCUCUACUGUGGUUUCAUGACAGAAGAUGGACAUCCAGCCUUUGCUCUCAGUGGGCUUUCUGUGCACUCCCCUUGUCUUCCCCACUGUCUAGCACAGUGUACCAAAACUAUGUGCAGCGAGUGAACCCAAUGACGAAAUUCAUCACAGCCCAGUGCGCAAGAGACUUAAGAAUGCGCCCUAUCCCAUCCGGAAUAGAAAUGUCUUCUUACCAUUUCCCCUUUCUCAAAACUGUUCUCGCUCGUCUCCCACGAACCUCAUCACAGCAUCCUCUGGUCCUGAUUUGUGUUGAUAACCUCCUGCAAGUCUCGGGCACUGUUUCCAAAGUGGAGCCAUGGAACAUAGCAUUGAGGAAUUGAGAAAGACAUAUGCUGAACUGUGUGCUACCGAAGCCAAGAGAACGACCCUGGUUGAGGGUCUUUUUGCGCAUAUUGACGGUCUGCAGCUUGAGCUGAAAGAAUCGAAAUGUCAAACCGAGGAAUAUAAAAGGCUUUAUGAUUCCUACCGGGGCGAUUAUCUGGAGUCCGAGAAACAAUACCAGGCCGUGCUUCAUUCUCAGGCCAAGUUAAAUUAUGUCUCUGUCUUGAUUGACGGAGAUAGUAUGAACUUCCAAGAAUCCUUGGUCCGAGGCGAAGAAUCGGGCGGGAACAAGGCGGCGCAUCUGCUGAUCGAAACCAUACAAACCCAUCUGCGUACAGUUGAUCGGGAUCUCUCACCCGAUAUAUCCAUCAGGAUUCGUGUAUACGCCAACGUCGAAGGCCUUUCCAAGGCAUAUCGCUGUUCCCAGAUCUUGGAAAGCGAUAGUUCCAUGAGAGCAUUUAUUCACGGCUUCAAUAAGGAUAAUAGACUGUGUGAUAUCGUGGAUGUGGGCUAUGGAAAGGAAUGUGCUGAUCGUAAGCUGGAAGCUCUCUUUGUACAAGACAUACGUGAUGUUCACUGCCGUCGGGUCAUAUUCUGCGCCUCGACAGAUAAUGGCUAUGCGCGUGUCCUCAAGCCGUAUCUGGAGUCUGGGCGUAUCUCACUCGGUGAAGGACCACCAUUUGCGCGUGAGAUGCAAGGUCUGGCAGAAACCCUACCCGUCGUGUCUCUCGGAGAUGUUUUCAUGGAAGAAAAGCUCAAGUCCGAGCGACGCGGGUCCUUUGGUACCCUCGAAACGGCAGACACUCCACCACGAACCCCGACACGGAGCUACGCAUUGGCCGCCGCGAGGGCAGCCCUUUCGCCCCAGCCGGUGUCGCCGCUCAUGACAACCACGCCGGCUUCCACCGCUACGCUGAAAGGCUUUGAUGCGAAGGUGUUCCUGAACGCCAAAGGCCAACGGGUCGACCGGAGUCUGACGUACCCUAAUCAUGUCGCCGCGCAGUUGAGGCGUGAGAAGCUGUGUAACAGGUUUCACCUCCUGGGAGACUGCUCUUAUGGCGAUCAAUGCACCCACAAGCAUGGAGAGUCACUGUCUCAAGAGCAGAGAGUAGCCCUCACCGCUAUUGCUAGACAGUCCGUCUGCACUAUGGGAUUUGCGUGCAGGGAUGAGAAGUGUACCUCGGGCCAUCGGUGUCCGAGGGAAGGUUGUUCCGGGCGGGACUGCAAGUUUCCUGCUUCUAUGCACAACGUGGAUACCAGGGUCGUUUAACGAAGCCGGUGUUGUUGCUGUGUUCCUCAAGAUUCAUGAUCAUAGUUUUCUUGCAGGCGGUUUCAGGUACAUACGACCACAGGGUGUGGAAAAUAGGGCUUCCCGUCCGCUCAGCCGUACUCAAGCCACACGCCGGGAGGUUAGUAGUUGGGUGGGUGACCACCAGCGAAUCCCUUCUGUUGUAUGUUUUUUUUUUGCCCCUCGUUCUUC